AUGGCUGAAGAUUAUAAGCAGCUUUAUGAAUCUAGGGAUGAUUAUGAUGUGAUUAUUUAUGCUGGCGAAAAGCCCAAUUCUGAAGAAAUUCAUGCUCAUUCUUUAGUACUUCGUACCAGGUCCGCUUAUUUUCGUGGUGCUAUUUCCUCUAGUUGGGCAAUAAAAGAUAAAGAUUAUGAUCAAGAAGGAGAGACAAUCUUAGAGCUUUUGUUUGCUUCAGAUGAAUUUGGCCUUACGAAACUUAUUGACCAUGUUCAACAAUAUUUCGUUGAAAAUCACAAAGACUUUUUACAACAAGAUCCUGCAAAAAUGCUUCAUGUUGUUGCUCGUCAUGAAGCUCUUGAUGAGAUUAGAAAACAUUCAUUAGAAACCAUUGGAACAAAACCUGAAAUUAUAUUUG
Molecule: messenger RNA, 400 nt
Organism: Racocetra fulgida
Lineage: Eukaryota; Fungi; Glomeromycota; Glomeromycetes; Diversisporales; Gigasporaceae
Source: the annotation of a GenBank genome assembly